AUGCAUUUCACCACUGUUCUCGCGCUGGCCGCCGCUGGCCUCGCUGGCCAGGCUGCUGCCGGCCCUCACCUCAACCACCAGCAUGGCGUUAGACAUGUUCGCGAGAAGCGUGCCCUUGUGACUGAGCUCGUCACCGUCACCAACUGGGUCACCGUCACCGUUACUGGUCACUCGCCUACCGGUCGUCGCCAGCACUACACCAACACUCGCAAAGCCAAGAAGGUCAAGCCUACUCCUUCCAGCCAGGCCGCUCCUGCCCCGCCUCCUCCUCCUCCCGCGUCUGUUGCGCCUGCCCCGGAGCCGACCACGGUCAUCACUCGUGUUCGCCCUGCUGACCCUGAGCCCACUCCCGCUCCGGUCGAGCCCCCCAAGAGCGAGCCCACGCCUCCUCCCCCGGCUCCUGUUGUUGUCUCCAGCCAGGCCCCCGCGGUGGUUGUAAAGCCAGAGCCAGUUCCCAAUCCCGCUCCUGCCCCUGCCCCGGCCCCGGCUCCAGCUCCAGCUCCCGCGCCCAAGGGACAGAGACUUGGAGCAGGCUUGGCCUACAAUAACCCUAACUUGUUAAAAACCUUGCUCGGAUCUGGCACCAAGAUUGGCUGGACCUACAACUGGGGUCAGCGCGAUGACUCUGGCACUGGCCUUCCCUUCAUCCCCACACUCUGGGGUCUCAAGCUGGAUUUUGCUCAGGUCUGGCCUGCCAAUGCCCAGAGAGCCAUCGACGCUGGCUCGCCGUGCCUUUUCAGCUUCAACGAGCCCGAUCACGGAACCCAGGCUAACCUCUCCCCCGAGGUUGCCGCUGCCAAGCACAAGGAGCUCAUGAACCCGUUCCAGGGCAAGGCGCGUAUUGGUUCACCUUCCAUCACCAACGGCGGUGGCCCCGACAUGGGCAUCGAGUGGAUGAAGAGGUUCUUCGCUGCCUGCAACGGCGGGUGCGCCGUCGACUUUGUCAACAUUCACAUUUACGGUUUCAGCACUGAGCAAUUCUUGGACCACCUCGUCAAGGUGAACGAGCUGUUCAAGAAGCCCGUGUGGAUCACCGAGUUUGGAUUUAAUGGAUCCGACGACGAGAUUGCCCAACAGCUCAAGACCGUCAUUGACGCCAUUGACAACGACCCCAAGUAUGCCUUUGUCGAGGCCUACUCUUACUUUAUGGUUGAGGAGGGCAUCCUGGUCAAGGGCAACCAGCCCAGUCGCUAUGGUAGGACUUUUGCCUAUGGCGGGGCCAACUAA
This is a messenger RNA of Podospora pseudopauciseta, 1227 nucleotides long. RefSeq lists its product as uncharacterized. Gene Ontology annotation, cellular component: fungal-type cell wall. The record is from RefSeq and is a predicted model, not a curated record. Bases 1 to 1227 code for a protein of 408 amino acids. The transcript has a single exon. Gene Ontology annotation, biological process: fungal-type cell wall polysaccharide metabolic process. Lineage: Eukaryota; Fungi; Ascomycota; Sordariomycetes; Sordariales; Podosporaceae.